Messenger RNA from Drosophila novamexicana, 1416 nucleotides. RefSeq names its product ras suppressor protein 1 (gene ics). The transcript has 3 exons. Gene Ontology annotation, molecular function: protein binding. NCBI's taxonomy places the organism in Eukaryota, Metazoa, Arthropoda, Insecta, Diptera, Drosophilidae. The coding region runs from base 151 to 999 and encodes 282 amino acids. The record is from RefSeq and is a predicted model, not a curated record.
UUAGAGCAGCAGUGUGCAGCAAAUAAAGGUAUAAAACUUGGCUAUUCACACCAUUCACCACAGUUCACCGUUUUGGCCAGCAAGUGGCAACGCUGCUCACUUAACAUAACCUCAAGUUAACAGCGCGCCUAACAGCGAACAAUAACAACAAUGAAUCAAUGUCUGCCUGUUAACGCAAAGAUGUCGAAGGCGAAGAAGGUUUUGGAUGAGGCGCGUGAGACGCAAAAUCGUGAAUUGGACCUCGUCGACAAGGGCCUGGUGUCCUUUGAGGAGCUGCCCGGCCUAUUCAACAUGUCCAAUAUCACACGUCUGACGCUGUCGCACAACAAGAUCAGCAUUAUUAGUCCCGGGAUUGCCAAUUUGCUGAAUCUGGAGAUACUGAACCUCUCCAAUAACCAGCUGAGCGAGCUGCCUGUUUCGCUCUCCUCGAUGCCCAAGCUGCGCAUCCUGAAUGUGUCCAUCAACAGGCUGGGCAGCCUGCCGCGUGGCUUUGGCGCCUUUCCCGUGCUGGAGGUGCUCGAUCUGUCCUACAACAAUCUGAACGAGCAGGUGCUGCCGGGCAAUUUCUUUGGAAUGGAAACGCUGCGCGCCUUGUAUCUGGGCGACAACGACUUCGAGUAUAUACCCAAGGAGCUGGGCCAGCUAAAGAAUCUGCAGAUACUGGGACUGCGAGACAACGAUCUUCUGGAGCUGCCACGCGAGGUGGGCGAUUUGGUGCGGCUGCGCGAGCUGCACAUUCAGAACAAUCGGCUGCAGGUGCUGCCGCCCGAGGUGGCACAGCUCGACCUGCUCAGCAACAAGUCGGUGAUGAAAAUGGAGGAGAAUCCCUGGGUGAAUCCCAUAGCUGAGCAAUAUCUGUUGGGCAUCAGUCAUGUGAUCGAGUAUCUCAAGACUGAAACCUAUAAGAUCAUCUACAAUCGCCACAUGCAGGGCGGACGCAGCGGCCCGCCGCCGCCGAAGGCUGACAAAAGCAAGAAGGCAUCCCGAGUGCGCGCAUAGUCACCAGCUGGAGGCUCUACUGUACUUGUGUUCGAAUUGUCAGGCUGCCACAGCGCAGCUAAAUGUGUGUUUUUUCGUCUUAACCAAAAAUAUAUGUUUUUUUAUACUAAUUUCUAAGUACUUGUAUUUAAAUAUUUAAUUUUGUAAAGUGCCUUAAAUGUUUGCUAACAAACGCGAAUAAUAAAAAGUCAAUAAUUAAAAAGCAUCUGUCAAAAACUUUAAGCAUAAACUAACUAUUUCAAAAUGUAUCAACUGGCAUUAAUAUAGGAUUAGCACAAGAUCGAAUAGCCUUACUUCAGAGGGGAUUCGAGUCAGCAAAAUCCAUUUAAAAUAUAUAUCAUCAAUUUUGUACUCACCUAGGUCUGCAUAAUAAACAAUUUAAAUAAACAUUACAUGGAAAAAUUGUUACACUAAAAA